AUGCAGGGCAAGGAGAGCCCCGUCGGGUCCAACACCCAGGAGACCCAUCAAUAUGUUGGUCCUUAUCGACUGGAAAAGACCUUGGGAAAAGGGCAGACCGGAUUGGUCAAGCUUGGGGUCCACUGUGUGUUGGGCAAGAAGGUGGCGAUCAAGAUCAUUAAUCGAGAAAAAUUGUCGGAAUCCGUGCUGAUGAAAGUGGAACGAGAGAUCGCCAUUAUGAAACUGAUCGACCAUCCUCAUGUACUCGGCCUCUCGGAUGUAUAUGAGAACAAGAAAUAUCUAUAUCUUGUUCUGGAACAUGUUUCGGGCGGAGAACUUUUCGACUAUUUAGUGAAAAAGGGUAGACUAACGCCAAAGGAAGCGAGGAGAUUUUUUCGACAAAUUAUCUCUGCGUUAGAUUUUUGUCAUAGUCAUAGUAUAUGUCACAGAGACUUGAAGCCUGAAAAUUUGUUGUUGGACGAGAAGAAUAACAUUAAGAUAGCGGAUUUUGGAAUGGCGUCGCUGCAACCUGCCGGAUCCAUGUUAGAAACUAGCUGUGGUUCCCCUCAUUACGCUUGCCCUGAAGUUAUUCGAGGUGAGAAAUACGAUGGGAGGAAGGCGGACGUCUGGUCGUGUGGAGUGAUACUUUACGCGCUUUUGGUAGGCGCGUUGCCCUUCGACGACGACAAUUUAAGAAAAUUAUUAGAGAAAGUGAAACGAGGCGUGUUUUACAUACCCCACUUUGUGCCGCCCGAGUGUCAAAAUCUGCUCAAAGGGAUGAUCGAAGUCGACCCGGACAAGAGACUCACGCUGGCGGAGAUAAACAGGCACGUGUGGGUGACGGCGGCAGGCAAGGGGGAAUUAGAAUUAGAGCUGUCGAUGAUGGACGUAGUGCAGACGCACGUUAUUCCGUCCGUGGAGGCAAUCGAUCCGGACGUGUUGCAAGCAAUCGCGAGCCUGGGUUGCUUCAAGGAACGGGACAAACUCAUCCAAGAACUUCUCAGCCCGAAUCACAACACGGAAAAGGUGAUAUACUUUCUACUAUUGGAGAGAAAACGGAGAAGACCAGCUUGCGAGGACGAAUUGGAAGUAAUGAGAGGAGGUAUGAGGGGUUCUGCAGGACAAUUAGAAGCGGAUCCACCAAGAAAACGAGUGGACACCUGUCGUGUGAACGGUAGCACGGCUCUGAAUCUUGGUGAAAUUAGCCACGGUUCGCCUCUAACACCCAGAAGACAGUCGAGUACCAGGCAUCACACGCGUCGUUCACCAAGUACCGGAUGUCACACACACGCGUCGCACUCCCACGCAUCGACGCCAGGUAGCUCGCCAUUGCAUGGCUCGAAUGCUGUCGCAGGACUGCUCAGUCCUCACAGAACUCCUCCAACCUCGCAUCUAGGCCAGACAGGAAGCCCUCACAGGCUGUCAACAGUGACAACUGCCGCGGGCAACGGAAACACUACCACGCCGCCAGUCGUCGCUCCUAUCGCUGCUCUACCCAAUGUGGGAAUAGAUAACGAUGUCCAGCAGGUAGUUGCGGUCGGUGUUACACCGCCAGGCUCUCCCCACACUGGCGCCGGUUCAGGUGCCCAUCAUUGGCGAUCAAGGCUCAACACUAUCAAGAACUCCUUCCUUGGUAGUCCUCGAUUUCAUCGGCGCAAAUUGCUCACAAGUGCCGAGGAGGUACAUCUCACUCCGGAUUCCUCUCCAGAACUUACAAAAAAAUCAUGGUUUGGUAGUCUAAUGACCACGGAGAAAGAUGAAACAUUCACCAUUCUCGUAAAAGGAAAGGUGUUAGCAAGCGUCAAAGCCGACUUGAUACAUGCUUUUUUAUCGAUAGCAGAGUUGUCUCACAGUGUAAGCUCACCCAUGUCCUUCAAAGUGGAAUAUAAAAGGGGUAGUACAGCGCCUGCCAUGUUUCAAAGGCAAGUCCGUUUUCAAGUAGACAUCAGCGCCAUAUCGAAACAGCCAAGUGAACCAUUGUUUGCCAUUACUUUUACUCUCUUAAGCGGAAACAUUCGAAGAUUUCGAAGGGUUUGCGAACACAUUCAGGCACAAGUCUGCUCAAGGAAUGUAGGAAUCAAUUUGGGAGGACAGAGUCGAGCAGCGCCACCUAGUCCACGAGCAUCACGAAAAUUUACCACGGAGAUGAGUGAAAGUUCCAGCUGUGGAAGCGACACUAGCGAACGGUUAUUUCUCAGCCCGCAUCCAGCUACCAGACAGGUAGUCUGUUUCAACAAGUUACCAAAGAUCGACUCGGACAUCGAGUCGGAUACAUCCGUAUUCGACGUAAAAUCACCGACCCGUGAAAAUGGCCGCAGAAGUUCGACCUCGACGAAUAAUAACAAUCCGUUGCCGGGUGAUACAACGCCUACACCGGGAAGUCCGACAAAAGCGGUGCGCAGCAAUUCAGAGAGUCAAAACACGCCGGAGAAAAAAUGCGUAACCACGAUGAGCGGCAACAACAUAGCGUGAUACUAUCAGAAUUUCCGUUUCGAGUUUCGAUCAAGUCUGAAGAACUUGUGGGACAGCGCCCAGAGAUUCUGGUGAAUCCCUCAUCCGAUCGAGAAAUGAUCCGAGGAACUAACCAGCAACGAACCUUGAAAUGAUGCCUCGACUGAGGAUAAACUUCAAUGAGGCAUUAAGCUAUCGAUCCGAAUAACAAUAAAGAAAAAACACUUAAUGCGAUGGCACAGGAGUUUGAAAAGAUAUCAUUUCAAAAAAGUCAUAAAAAUACUUUGACUUUUUUUUUGUCGCGAAUCAACGAACGUCAAUCAAAGCGACCGAGAGAGAAUUUUAAAAGAGAGAACCAGUGAUAAACGUUCCUACGAACGAGAAUAUUCAUUUAAAGAAAGAGCAAAGUCCAGAUCGGAGGAAAUUCAUUGAGGAAGCACAAAAUGCAAUUCAA
Apis florea (little honeybee) is the source of this 2884-nucleotide messenger RNA. It is a transcript of the gene sff, whose product is annotated as BRSK family serine/threonine-protein kinase sugar-free frosting. NCBI's taxonomy places the organism in Eukaryota, Metazoa, Arthropoda, Insecta, Hymenoptera, Apidae. The record is from RefSeq and is a predicted model, not a curated record. Gene Ontology annotation, biological process: intracellular signal transduction; protein phosphorylation. Gene Ontology annotation, molecular function: ATP binding; protein serine/threonine kinase activity. Gene Ontology annotation, cellular component: cytoplasm.